AUGAAGCAACGUUUUAAUGCACUAGACAUUCGGGCAACCGUCACUAAUUUGAAAGAACGCUUGACGAAUCUGCGAUUGCAGAACAUUUACGACGUGAAUGCCAAAACAUUCUUGCUUAAAUUCGCCAAGCCUGAUGACAAAGAACUAGUCUUGAUCGAGUCUGGUACACGUAUUCAUAGCACUCAGUAUAGCCGAGAGAAACAGGUGACACCAUCAGCUUUCUGCGCCAAGCUACGUAAAUACCUACGAACACGCAGAGUAACGAAUAUUCGACAGUUGGGUGUGGAUCGUAUUGUGGAUUUUGAGUUUGCUGGUGGCGAAAAGAGUUUUGGUUAUCAUAUCAUUGCCGAAUUCUAUGCUUCGGGCAAUAUCAUUUUUACCGAUGACAAGUACAAGAUUAUAGCAUUGCUGCGUGUAGUUAAUACUGAAGAUACCAAAAUGGCAGUGGGCGAAACGUAUGAUGUUCAGCUGGCCGUGACAGAUUUCACAAAGCUAGAAACGGAUAAACUACAACAAGUACUUCGUAACGCAGGACCAAAGGAUACGUUGAAAAAAGUGUUAAAUAUCGCUUAUGAAUACGGUCCGGCCAUGAUUGAGCAUAUCAUUCUGAAAGCCGGCCUCAGUCCGAAUAUGAAACCAGCAACCGAAUUUGACAGCUCGAUAGACUCGCCUAUGAUGCAGGAUUUGAUCAAGGCAUUCGCUGAAGGUGACGAAAUGGUCGAAUCGACCAAGAACAAUGUCCCAAGGGGCUAUAUUAUCCUAUUAGAAGAUAAAAAGGCGCCAGCAAAGGAAGGAGAGGAGGACGACAAUCGGAUAGAGAUCUAUGAUGAAUUCCAUCCCUAUCUAUACAAACAGCAUGAAUCUCGGCCAUACAAGGAAUUCAACACGUUCGAUUCGGCCGUUGAUGAAUUUUUCUCGGCUAUUGAGGCUCAAAAAAUCGAGCUGAAAGCAAGAAAUCAGGAAGAAGCUGCUAUAAAGAAAUUAGAAGCUGUACGAAAGGAACAGGAAAAUCGAGUUCGAAUGCUGGUUGACCAACAAACAACGAACGUACGCAAGGCUCAACUGAUUGAACUCAAUUUGGACAUGGUGGAAGCAGCCAUUACAAUUAUCCGUAACGCUGUUGCAAGCCAAAUGGAUUGGCAGGAUCUUAACGAGUUGGUCAAAGAAGAGAAAAAGCGAGGCAAUCCAAUUGCUGAUAUCAUUGGCUCACUGAAGCUACAAACAAACCAAAUUACGCUUCUAUUAUCGGAACCUGACGGUUACGAAUCAGAAGAGGACAGUUCAGACGAAGAUACCGACAGUGAGGAGGAGGACGAAGAAUGGCCAAAGGGACCUGUCAAGGUGGACGUAGAAAUCGGGCUGACAGCAUUUGCCAAUGCUCGCAAGUACUAUGAUCAGAAGCGAAGCACAGCAACCAAGCACGAAAAGACGAUCAAGGCUUCUUCCAAAGCAAUGAAGUCUGCUGAACGUAAGAUCCGCAAAGAUCUCAAGGAAACCAAGAUCACAACGACAAUCAACAAAAUACGCAAGCCUUUCUGGUUUGAAAAGUUUUUGUGGUUUAUCUCGACCGAAGGCCAUUUGGUUAUUGCUGGUCGAGAUAUGCAACAGAACGAGAUACUCGUUAAGCGAUACCUGCACAAAGAUGAUGUGUAUGUUCACGCUGAUCUCCAUGGUGCUGCAUCGGUUGUUGUCAAGAACAAGCCCGAGAAUGCUGGCAACCCCAUCCCACCCAGCACAUUGUUCCAGGCUGGCAUCAUGUCUGUAUGCCAAAGUAAGGCGUGGGAUGCAAAGAUUGUCACGAGUGCAUACUGGGUUCAUGCGGAUCAGGUCUCGAAAUCAGCUCCCACGGGCGAAUACUUGACAACCGGUAGCUUUAUGAUCAGAGGCAAAAAGAACUUUUUGCCACCUGUUCAGUUGGUAUAUGGCUUUGGCUAUCUUUUCAAGCUGGAUGAAUCCUCCAUUGGUAACCAUGUCAGUGAGAAACGACAAGAGGAGCAAGAUGAGAAUGAGGACGUGUCAAAUGGGGACGGCUUGCAGGCAGUAGGUGAUGAAGCUGUUACUCCAGCAAGAUCCAUCAACGAAAGUUUGACCGAGGAAACCUCAGACAGCGUAAAAGAAGAGACAACAGCGGACAGACAGAGUGGGGAUGAUGACGCUUCCUCGGAUAGUAGCAGCAGUGAAGACGAAGAUGAAGCCUUCCCAGAUACCCAGCUUGCUCCGACCACAACCACAACAACUGACGCUACUGCCGCAGCUGGAACAUCCACUUCGGCUACACAAAAAGGUCCUGAAUGGAAUAAGUACGACUUGGAUGAAUAUGGCGCAAACGAAGAUGCAGACGCGCUGCCAUCAUUUGCACAGCCAUCCAAACAAGUUGGCAACAACAAAGCGGGCAAGCAAGCUAUUAGUGCAAAGGAACGGCGUCAAUUGAAAAAGGGCAAGGCUGGUAACGAAUCCGCUACACAAACGAAAUCAAAUAAGGCAUCUACAUCCAAAGAGCCUGUUCCCGCGCCUCAAACUCAGGCACGUGGAAAACGUGGCAAGGCCAAGAAAAUCAAACAAAAAUAUGGUGAUCAAGAUGAAGAGGAACGCAAGCUACGGAUGGAACUGCUGGGUUCCAACAAAGGACCGCAACCAAAGGGUAAAAAGGCGAAGAAGGAAGCCCAAGCCAAAGCCGAAAAGCUGGCAAGAGAAAAGGAGCGCGAAGAACAAUGGGCUGCCGCAGAAGCCGCACGAGCGGCUGAAGCAGCUAACGCACAAGUUGAUGAGGCUGGCAUUGACAAUGUAGACGAGAUUGCAGCUGACGAAGGCGAAGAUAAAGAAACCAUUCGACAGAUGCUGAAGGAGGAGAAUAUCACAAUGUUGGAAGCAGAUGAAGCAGCAAAUCUGUCCAUUUUGGAUUCAGUAACUCCCAAUCCAUUACCCGAAGACAUCAUCCACUUUGCAGUUCCUGUGUGCGCCCCAUACACCGCACUUCAGAAAUACAAAUACAAGGUCAAAUUGACUCCCGGUUCUUUGAAACGUGGCAAAGGGCUCAAGCAGGCACAUUCAGUGUUUUUGAACUUGACUGAUUCCACAGCGCGCGAAAAGGAGUUGAUCAAGUCUGUUCCUGAUAUGGAAGCUAUCAAUGCAAUGAUGAGCAAAGUCAAAGUCUCUGCACCGAACUUGGAAGCAAGCAAGCGUAAAAAGGGCAAAAAAUAG
Molecule: messenger RNA, 3201 nt
Organism: Zychaea mexicana
Lineage: Eukaryota; Fungi; Mucoromycota; Mucoromycetes; Mucorales; Lichtheimiaceae
Product: fibronectin-binding protein A N-terminus-domain-containing protein
Exons: 19
Coding region: 1-3201 (1066 amino acids)
Biological process (GO): ribosome-associated ubiquitin-dependent protein catabolic process; rescue of stalled cytosolic ribosome
Cellular component (GO): RQC complex
Molecular function (GO): tRNA binding; ribosomal large subunit binding
Source: RefSeq, a predicted model, not a curated record